Messenger RNA from Octopus bimaculoides (California two-spot octopus), 744 nucleotides. Its product is annotated as ATP-dependent DNA helicase pif1-like. NCBI's taxonomy places the organism in Eukaryota, Metazoa, Mollusca, Cephalopoda, Octopoda, Octopodidae. The record is from RefSeq and is a predicted model, not a curated record.
AUGGUUCUGUUGGAUUUCAUGCAUCAAAAUUGUAAUAAAUCCUUCUCAAGCGAAUACUUUUGUGUACAAGUGAGUUCUCUGGAAACUUAUGGUCGUGUACUAGAAUGUAUUCUCAGUCUAAGCUUUCGUACUUUAAUUCCAUGGCAAUUACUUUUGAGUAAGGACUUUAACACACUCCCACCAAAGUUACUUCUGGAGUUGUCAUAUGACGCUGAUGGCCUUGCAGAGUGCCUGAGAAUAAAUGAACCGAAAUUGCUCCCUGAUCAGAGGCUGGUGUACGAAACUGUCGUCAAUGCCGUUGAAAAACAGGCGGGCGGCAUUUUUUUCCUCGAUGCUCCUAGAGGUACUGGCAAAUCCUUUGUAACACAAUUAAUACUUGCUAAGAUUCGUCGCGAGAAACAAAUUGCGCUAGCCGUUGCUUCCUCGGGAAUCGCUGCUAUGUCAUUCCCUUUACAUUUGGUGAGGGCCGAGGUUCCUACUUGCAACAUUGGCAAAAAUUCAGUGGAGGCUGAAGUUCUUAGACAGUACCGUCUCAUUGUAUGGGACGAAUGCACAAUGACCAAUAAGGGUGCCCUUGAGGCACUGAACCGGUCACUGAAAGGUAUCAGGGAUUCUACAGCUUCUAUGGGUGGUGUAACUCUAUUGCUUUCAGGAGAUUUCUGGCAAACCCUUCCUUUCAUCCCUAAAGGGAGACGGGCUGAUGAAGUGCGUGCAUGCCUUAAGUUAUCCACGUUAAGACCUUAA